AUGAAAAGAGAAGCGGAAAUCGAUAGCUCAGAGUCGGCGGAUAAACUUCCUAAAACUAUGUCAGAAAAGCACGGUGCAGACCAAGAGGCUGCGUUCAUUAGCCCUAGCUCGGCUCGACCCGACCGGGAAACUCAACUAUUUGAUAGGCAAUUGAGGCUUUGGGAGAGCUCGGGUCAAGAGCGUUUCAAAAAAGGGGCAGUGGGAAUCUGCGAUUGUUCGGCAACUUCGACUCAAAUCGCCAAAAAUUUGGUUCUGUCUGGUCUAGGACACGUCGAGAUGUACGAUACAGGAGUCGUCCGGCAAUCAGAUGUGGGGAACAGUUUCUUUUUAGAGCAAGCGAGCUUAGGGGAUUGUCGUGCGACGGAGUGUCGUAGAUUGCUUGGGGAAUUGAGCACAUCUAAACACAACCCAGUCAUGGGCAACUACCACGAGAUCUACAACGCUGAAUACUGGGACGGUUUUGACGAUUUAACCGGAUUCUCAGAUUGGACGGCGCACAUCUGCGUCCGAAUGGUCGAAGAUGACGAAUAUGUCACUGAAAGCUACUGCGAUCGAUUCAAUGUGCCCUCAAUUUUCGUCCAGACUUGCGGCUUGGUGGCAAGCAUUCGGGUUUCGAUUGGCGAGUUCAAUAUUAUCCAAACCCAUUCCGAAUCCCUUGUCGACCUCAGAUUAGAUUCUCCCUUUCCAGCCCUAUCUGAAUUUGUCGAAUCAUUCGACAUGGAGAAGAUGGACAGCCAUGAGCACGCUCACGUCCCGGCCGUUGUAAUCAUCAUCCACUUUUUGGAAGUUUUCAAAUCUAAACAUGACGGCAAGCUACCUCAAAAUUCAGCUGAACGAGGAGAAUUAAAGGAGAUGAUAUUGGCUGAGAAAAGAAACGCCGACGAGGAUAACUUCGAUGAAGCAGUGGGCCUGAUUUGGAAAGCCUGUCAACCGACGCAAGUACCCGCACAUAUAGAAAAAUUAUUUUCCAGUCCUCAUUGCGAUAAAGCACCCUGGUUCGACGGCCAAUUUUGGUUACUUGUGAGAAGUUUACGAGAAUUUGUCAAGCAGCAUCCCAACCACCAAUUGCCUUUGUCUGGCGUCCUUCCAGACAUGAAGUCCGAUACGAAAAACUAUAUCAAGAUGCAAACAAUCUAUCGUCAAAAGGCUGCGGAAGACUUGCAAACCUUUAAGGAAAUCGUUCAAAACAUCAAAAGCUCACUUAAAGGUCGAACCGAUGAUGACGACGGCGACAGCGACGGCGGCGAUGGCGAUGAAGACAGCGAUGAAGACGGCGAUCAAGAUGGUGAUUAUCACGACCCUCCCGAUUAUGAUGUAUCUCCUGAAAUGGUUGAGACAUUUGUCAAAAAUUCUGCCCAUAUACGUGUGAUCCGGGGAGACGAGAGUCCUCCCGGAGCUACCGGGGAUAUAUCCUCGAGAUUCAAAACGGAGUGUGAACCUGGGAAUGAAAACUAUACUGUGACUUGGUAUAUAGCAUUCCAAGCAUUGUCGGACUUUAGGUCGAAGAAUGAUGGCGAAUAUCCAGGCAUGCGAAAAGGGCAAGAAGACAAAGAUUUCGACAGCCUUUUGCAAUUCGCACUCGAAUUUUUAGACCUUUCUGAAGGGGACAAGGAAGCGGUACCUGAGAAACUGGAAAAGGCAUUGAAAGAAAUGGUCAGAUCAGCUGGAUCUGAAUUGCCACAUAUCUCAAGUCUAGUGGGAGGUUUAGUUGCUCAAGAAGUGACCAAAUUGAUCACGCGACAAUACGUACCCAUGACCGGGACUUGUAUCUUCGAUGGAUAUAGAUCAUCUAUUGGAUUUGUAUGA
Molecule: messenger RNA, 1806 nt
Organism: Puccinia triticina
Lineage: Eukaryota; Fungi; Basidiomycota; Pucciniomycetes; Pucciniales; Pucciniaceae
Exons: 9
Coding region: 1-1806 (601 amino acids)
Biological process (GO): protein neddylation
Cellular component (GO): cytoplasm
Molecular function (GO): NEDD8 activating enzyme activity
Source: RefSeq, a predicted model, not a curated record